Messenger RNA from Silurus meridionalis, 1294 nucleotides. RefSeq names its product deleted in lymphocytic leukemia 7 (gene dleu7). The transcript has 2 exons. Bases 252 to 686 code for a protein of 144 amino acids. Lineage: Eukaryota; Metazoa; Chordata; Actinopteri; Siluriformes; Siluridae. The record is from RefSeq and is a predicted model, not a curated record.
UAAAAACGCCGAUAGCGCACUAAAACACAGCAGCUACUUGGAUCAGUUUCUCCUCCAUGAGGCGCGCGCCUUCUUCAAUAAAAACACGGGAGGAAGUUAAAGAACACAACGCAGCACUUGGACAAGAUCAGCUGACUCCUGCUUUUCAAAAGUCUCGGCUCAAGUCUGGUAAAACUGUAACAAAGAACCAAAAGAACGUUUGGAAGGAUUUCACGUUGGACAGGUGUGUGAGAUAGACAGAGACAGGUAGGAUGAGCUCUCUGGAGUAUCAGACUGAUGCUCUGAAACUUUUACACGAACUUCAUUCAAACAGGAGGAUUAGAAACACCGGCAAUCACAAAGGGUCCAUACCCGUGUCUGAAAGAGCCAGAGAAAGUUUAUUAGCCCGUUUUGUAGAUAUUUUAUCUCAGAUCAUAUCCAUAGAGCAGGAUUUAAUAAAAAGUCUCUCUGCAGAAAUGAAGUUUUUCCUUCGCCAUAAGGACAGCGUGGAUUUGAAGAACAUCUGCCUGAGAAUGUCUCUGAGCGAAAUCGGCCAUGAGUCGGACAGAAACCUGAAGGAGCUCCGGAUCUGUCUGCAGCUCAUAGUGAACAACUUGCUCUCAGCGGUGCGGGGUGAGAAUAAUUUAUCGUCCACAGGAACCACUCUACGGUUAAUGAGCAUAUCUAUCACACUACCUGACAUCUGAACUGCCGUGUUAUUUGGAGAGGUACCUGCUUUUCACACCGAACUGAUAGCAGGGAUUGUUUGUUUUUUUCUUUGGUGACUCUUUCUGAGUUGAAGUGAACCCGGAGCUCCAGCAGGAUCCUAUUCUUGGCUGAAUAACUGGCACAAGUCCAAACUACCUCAUAGAGUUGAGCUCUGAAUAAAAAUGAACACUUCUUUGCAUCUACACCUAUUUUAAUUAUCUCAUUUGGCUGAUGAUUUGUCCAUAGAUGCAACUGACAUCUGAGACAGGAGUAAAACGAAAUACUUGAAAGUUAACUACAGCUUGCAGCCAUACAGGUUUUGGACUAACAACAUUCUCAUCUGUAUACUCAAAACUUCAACUGACUGCAACUGGUUUCCCAGAAAAAAGCAACAAUAAUGUAACUUUUUUUUUUAUAUAAUUUAACAUCCGGAGUGAAGUUUUAAUGGUAGUAUUUUUUUUUUGUGCACAUCUACUACUUUUUAUUUUUGGAAACAUGAAGGCUGUAUUGUCCGUGUUAUUUUUAAUUUGUAGGCGUAACCCCAUUGCAAUUACCUGAAUCGUUUUCUCCAUCUAUGUGUAUUCAAUAAAAUAGACCUUUGUAAUUA